AAUUUCUCAAAGAAGAUCUCAAUCAGAAAACAGAAACAAUGAGUUCUACACCAGCAGCCGUUUCAACCAAAGGAGGCAGAGGCAAGCCAAAAGCCAAAGGAGUUUCAAAAUCACUCAAAGCGGGUCUCCAAUUCCCAGUCGGCAGGGUCGCCCGUUUCCUCAAGAAAGGAAGAUACGCCCAGCGGGUCGGGUCCGGCUCCCCAGUCUACUUAUCUGCUGUUCUUGAAUACCUCGCUGCCGAGAUAUUGGAGCUUGCUGGAAACGCAGCGAGAGACAACAAGAAGAACAGAAUAAUUCCGAGGCAUAUUCAACUCGCUGUGAGGAACGAUGAGGAGUUCAGUAAACUGUUGGGAUCGGUGACUAUUGCUAACGGAGGAGUGUUGCCGAAUAUUCAUCAGGUUUUGUUGCCUAAGAAGGGUGGAAAAGGCGGGAAGGGUGAAUCUGGAUCUGUUUCUCAGGAGUUUUAAAUGAGUUGUUGUUUUGGUAUAUCUGCUGUGCAGUUAGUUAGUUAGAUUGGGUUGGGUAUUACUAAUGGUUUAGACAGUGUUAUAUGAGGAUCUUGUUAUUGUAGAUUUGCAAUGAAAUUUGUCUCUUCGGUUUAUAACAAUCAAAUUUUAGAAUCUCUUUUGUUCUUCCAA
Molecule: messenger RNA, 638 nt
Organism: Mercurialis annua (annual mercury)
Lineage: Eukaryota; Viridiplantae; Streptophyta; Magnoliopsida; Malpighiales; Euphorbiaceae
Product: histone H2AX-like
Exons: 2
Coding region: 39-467 (142 amino acids)
Cellular component (GO): nucleosome
Molecular function (GO): structural constituent of chromatin; protein heterodimerization activity; DNA binding
Source: RefSeq, a predicted model, not a curated record